Messenger RNA from Sturnus vulgaris (Common starling), 1576 nucleotides. It is a transcript of the gene WNT5A, whose product is annotated as Wnt family member 5A. Gene Ontology annotation, molecular function: frizzled binding; cytokine activity. Gene Ontology annotation, cellular component: extracellular region. Lineage: Eukaryota; Metazoa; Chordata; Aves; Passeriformes; Sturnidae. The record is from RefSeq and is a predicted model, not a curated record. Gene Ontology annotation, biological process: canonical Wnt signaling pathway; neuron differentiation; cell fate commitment.
UUCUUCUGCUGGUGGAAAGCCCUAAUUACUGCGAUUGCUGAUGGACCUUGGAAAGAAGGCUGCACUGGUGCCCCGCUCCGCAGUCGGACACGCUCGGUUUGCGCCGGACAGGGCGGCCGCUCGCCCGCCGCCCCCCGCCAGCUCCGCGGGCCCCCGCGCUCCCCCGGCCGCGGCUCAGGACGAUACCGCUCGGCUCCUGCGAGCCAGGAUUUUACUUUCGUCUCGCCGUUUCUCCUCCUGCUGCGCUUGGAUUACUUGGCUGCUCCCGCUCGGCGAUCCCGCGCGAUGGAGAAAUCCAGUGCAGCAUUAAUCCACGGAGGUGCUGUGGGGACAGUUGGCAGUACAAUGGCUUCUCAGUACCUCGUAGUGGCUCUGGCCGUUUUCUCCUCUUUUACCCAGGUUGUAAUAGAAGCCAGCUCUUGGUGGUCUUUAGGGAUGAACCCCAUGAACCCCAUGAACCCUGUUCAGAUGUCAGAGGUGUACAUUAUAGGAGCCCAGCCACUAUGCAGCCAGCUAGCAGGGCUUUCCCAAGGACAGAAGAAACUCUGCCAAUUGUAUCAGGACCAUAUGCAGUUCAUUGGAGAGGGUGCAAAGACGGGCAUUAAGGAGUGCCAGUAUCAAUUCAGACAUAGAAGAUGGAAUUGCAGCACUGUGGACAACAACUCUGUUUUUGGCAGAGUCAUGCAGAUAGGCAGCCGGGAGACGGCCUUCACCUACGCGGUGAGCGCGGCCGGCGUGGUCAACGCCAUGAGCCGCGCGUGCCGCGAGGGCGAGCUGUCCUCGUGCGGCUGCAGCCGCGCCGCGCGCCCCAAGGACCUGCCCCGGGACUGGCUGUGGGGCGGCUGCGGGGACAACAUCGAGUACGGAUAUCGCUUCGCCAAGGAGUUCGUGGACGCCCGGGAGCGCGAGCGAGUUUACCAGCGAGGCUCCUACGAGAGCGCGCGCAUCAUGAUGAACCUGCACAACAACGAGGCCGGCAGAAGAACGGUGUACAACCUGGCUGACGUGGCCUGUAAGUGCCACGGCGUCUCUGGCUCCUGCAGCCUGAAGACCUGCUGGCUGCAGCUGGCCGAUUUCCGCAAGGUGGGCGAUGCCCUGAAGGAGAAGUACGACAGCGCCGCCGCCAUGAAGCUCAACAGCCGCGGGAAGCUGGUGCAGGUGAACAGCCGCUUCAACGCCCCCACCAUCCACGACCUGGUGUACAUCGACCCCAGCCCCGACUACUGCGUGCGCAACGAGAGCACGGGCUCGCUGGGCACGCAGGGCCGCCUGUGCAAUAAGACCUCGGAGGGCAUGGACGGCUGUGAACUCAUGUGCUGCGGCCGGGGCUACGACCAGUUCAAGACGGUGCAGCGAGAGCGCUGCCACUGCAAGUUCCACUGGUGCUGCUACGUGAAAUGCAAGUUGUGCACAGAGAUCGUGGACCAGUUUGUGUGCAAAUAGGGCACGGACGAGGUGGGAGGAACUGCAGCCGCCUGCCAGCAAGGGGUGCAGGCCCCUCUCCCCUUCCGCAGGACUAUCUCCACUUUAUUUAUAGAGUCCAACGAGUUUUCGUCUUCUUUUAAGAAAAAAAAAA